Molecule: messenger RNA, 909 nt
Organism: Scleropages formosus (Asian bonytongue)
Lineage: Eukaryota; Metazoa; Chordata; Actinopteri; Osteoglossiformes; Osteoglossidae
Product: carcinoembryonic antigen-related cell adhesion molecule 1-like
Exons: 6
Coding region: 1-909 (302 amino acids)
Source: RefSeq, a predicted model, not a curated record
AUGUAUACUUUACGAGUUGACUUUAACUCUUCAACUGGAUCCCUGGAGCUGAAGAAGCUCACUGUGAAAGAUACUGGGAAGUAUACAGUCAGUAUACAGCCAACAGGAACAUCAGAUCAACCACAAAAAUCUGUAGACCUCACAGUGUACGAGAAAAUAUCUGAUGCCACCAUCUCUGGUCUUACAGAUGAACUGAUAGCAGGUAACAGCUCCUUAAAUCUGAGCUGUCAGGCAUCUGCUGGUUCCAUCAGUAACAGGCUGUGGCUGAAGGAUGGUCAGUCGCUGUCUCCUAGCAACAGAGUCACGUUCACUGCAGACAACAGCUCUAUGAACAUUAAGAAGGUGGAAAAGGACGAUGCAGGACAGUACAAGUGCAGCCUAAGCAACCCGAUCAGCACUGCUACUGCAGAGCGCGAUGUGGUUGUAAACUAUGGUCCAGAGAGCGUGACAGUCCAGGGAGAAAAGACUGUAAAGAUCAACACCAAGGUGGUGUUACAGUGCUCUGCUUCAUCAGUACCUCCUGCAGGUUUCAUGUGGACUUUCAAUGAGACAUUAACAAAUGUGAAGACGGAUACAUUCAUUAUAGAGAAGGCUAAUUAUAAUGAUAGUGGGAAUUACACCUGUGUGGCCAGCAAUGCGGUUACUGGACUGAAAUCCACAUCUGUCCAUACAUUGGUGGUCAAAGGUGAUAUUAACCAGAGUAACGGUGGUCUCUCCGGAGGAGCCAUCGCAGCCAUUGUUAUUGUACUCCUGUUGGUAUUUGCUGCAGUUGGAGCUGGAAUCUUUACAAUGAAGAAAAAGAAGACGGAGAUGACAGGCAGCCCCUCCGGUCAAGGGAGUCACACCUAUGACCACCACGAUCAGCUUAGCUCAGGCCUGUGUGUCUUUGUUGCUGGCUUCAGGGCAUGA